Molecule: messenger RNA, 546 nt
Organism: Phyllostomus hastatus (greater spear-nosed bat)
Lineage: Eukaryota; Metazoa; Chordata; Mammalia; Chiroptera; Phyllostomidae
Product: ferritin heavy chain-like
Exons: 1
Coding region: 1-546 (181 amino acids)
Biological process (GO): iron ion transport; intracellular iron ion homeostasis
Cellular component (GO): cytoplasm
Molecular function (GO): ferrous iron binding; ferric iron binding
Source: RefSeq, a predicted model, not a curated record
AUGGCCACCGCAUUCACGCCCUGCCAUGUGGGUAAGAACUGUCACCCGGAGUGUGAGGCCGCCAUCAACAACCAGGUCAACUUGCAGCUGCACGCCUCCUAUGUGUACAUGUCCAUGGCCUGCUACUUCGACCGUGGAGAUGUGGCAUUGAAGCACUUCAGCCUGUUCUUCCUUCGGCAGUCAAACAAGGAGAGGGAGCACGCAGAUUAUCUGUUGGGGCUGCAGAACCGGUGUGGCAGCAAGCCCCGCCUGUGGAACAUCCCCAGGCCUGAGGAAGAGAACUGGGAGAAUGGCCUGAGGGUCCUGGAGUGCGCCUUGCAGCUGGCGGAGAGAGUGCAGCAGAGCCUGCUGAGUCUGCAACAGCUGGCCACCGAGAAGCACGGCCAGGUCUAUCACUUCCUGGAGGGUGGCUACCUGCAUGAGCAAGUGGUGUUCAUCCAAGAGUUGGGGGACCACAUCACCAACCUGCGCAAGCUGGGGACCCCGAAAGAUAGCCUGGCAGAGGCCCUCUUUGACAAGCUCACUUUGGGUGACAGUGAGAACUGA